Colletotrichum orchidophilum is the source of this 1035-nucleotide messenger RNA. RefSeq lists its product as uncharacterized. The transcript has a single exon. The record is from RefSeq and is a predicted model, not a curated record. Gene Ontology annotation, cellular component: mitochondrion. Lineage: Eukaryota; Fungi; Ascomycota; Sordariomycetes; Glomerellales; Glomerellaceae. Gene Ontology annotation, biological process: protein lipoylation. The coding region runs from base 1 to 1035 and encodes 344 amino acids.
AUGGGGACCCUUCGAACCGCACACCGUAUUUGUACUCACCCCAUUCGAAGCCGUCCAUGUGCAGCGAAUCAACAGCCUCACAACGCCCUGCGACAGGCAAGAUGGAGCUCCUCGCUGCCGAUCUCCAAGCUGGUCUUCCCCGAAAAUGACGGCGCCGAACCGAGCGCAUUGCGACAUAUUCACCUCGCCGGCUCCGAUUCGAGUUCACUCCCGUCGUACGACUCGGCUUCGGAGUUCCAAGCCGUCCUCCGCCAGGCGUUCCUCGACUGGAAGUCCGCCCCAAAGCCCCGUGCCCCGUCACCACUGGUCGUAUCUUUUACCCCGACACCAACUUAUACUCUCGGCCGCCGCCAAAAGACUUUGCUACCGGAGCAGCUGACAAGGCUUCAGAAGCCUUUGGCAGUUAGAGAGGAGAUGGGGGGCGCUGUAGGGGAACAACAGAGUGGGAUAGGCUCACGAGAGCAGCAAUUCACACCCAGAGUCAUCGAGACCGACCGCGGCGGGUUAACAACAUACCACGGGCCGGGGCAAGUCGUGCUCUGGCCGAUACUGGACUUACACAGCACAUACUACCCCCACAUGACAGUCCGGUCCUACGCACGACUCCUGGAGGAGACAACACAAGCGAUCCUCUCCGACGGGCCGGGGAUUCAGACUUACCUCUCCCAGGAUGACCCGGGGGUAUGGGCCGAGGCCGCGGUGCAGCGGACAGGGGGCCAGGAGCGUAAGAUCGCCGCCAUGGGCGUACAUCUCCGCCGUCACAUCUCGGGGCUCGGCACGGCGCUGAACGUCGAUGUUGUUGUUGAUGGUGACGAAAAGACGAAUCCUUGGGCGAGGUUCGUGCCCUGCGGGCUCGAAGGGAAAACCGCCACAAGUGUCAGAGCCGAGCUGGGCGAGACGCUCUGGAGGCAAUUGAGUCUGGCAGGCGAUGGCAAGGCGAGGAGGGAAUGGUACGCCCGUCGGUGGGUUGAGGAGCUCGCAAAACGCCUAGGAAUUGGCAUUGCGCCGACGACAGUGCAUCAACGACUGGGAUGA